GUCACAACCCGCCUCCUUCUUUGUUUCUUCUUCUCCUUAGAACUUCUCUUUCUCUGAAGAUUUGAUUCUCAAAGCGCUGAAAACUUGAGCGUCUUCUUUCACAAAAGAAUAAAAACCCCAUUUUUUUGUCCAUCGCCAUCGCCAUGUAUUGGAGCUCCUAGCUGGGUUUCAUGCAUGGAUCACUCACCACCACCACCACCUUCCCAUGCCCCAAGAUGAGAUUUUUGACUUCAAUCAUCAUCCCCAGAAAUACCCUUUUGCUUUUUCACCUCACCAAGUCCCUUUCCUCUGUUGCUUCUCUUCCCCACCCUCCUACACUGCACCCUCACCCACCUGAUCUCCCCUCUCACCUCUUCACAAUCUUGUCCCACCCCAAUUGGCAAAACCACCCUUCCCUCAACAAGUUGAUCCCUUCUAUAACCCCUUUUCAUGUUUCAACUCUUCUCAAUCUCAACCUCACCCCACAAGCUGCAUUGGGUUUCUUCAAUUGGAUUGCAAAGAAACCUGGGUACAAGCACAACCCUUGUUCCUAUGCAUCAUUGCUCAACAUUUUAGUGCGCAAUAGCAUGCUACGUGUUGCGGAGAAUGUUCGAAUUUCGAUGGUUAAAUCUUCGGACUCUGUUGAAGAUGUGAGGUUUGUGCUGGACUUCUUGAGGAGAAUGAAUUUAUAUGGUGAUGGAAAGUUCAAAUUUAAGCUCACUCUUAAGUGUUAUAAUUUACUUCUUAUGUCAUUGGCAAGGUUUACAUUGGUUGAUGAAAUGAAGAACUUGUACCUAGAGAUGUUAGAUGAUAUGGUUUUGCCAAAUAUAUAUACUUUCAAUACAAUGGUAAAUGGCUAUUGUAAGUUAGGGAAUUUGGUUGAGGCAAUUGUGUAUGUAAGAUUGAUUUCGCAGGCUGGCCUCUCUCCGGAUACAUUCACUUAUACUUCAUUGAUUUUAGGUCAUUGUAGAAAUAAAGAUGUAGAUGGUGCUUACAAUGUGUUUAAGCUUAUGCCGCGUGACGGCUGUCGAAGGAAUGAGGUUUCUUAUACCAAUCUCAUACAUGGGCUUUGUGAAGCAGGGAGGAUUGAUGAGGCUCUGAAGUUGUUCUCACAAAUGGGAGAGGAUAAUUGUUCUCCCACCGUUCAAACUUUUACGGUUUUGAUAUGUGCUUUGUGUGGCUUGGGAAGGAAAGUGGAAGCCCUAAAACUUUUUGGAGAAAUGAGUGGAAGGGGUUGUGAGCCUAAUGCUCAUACUUACACUGUGUUAAUUGAUUGCUCCUGUAAAGAAAGUAAUCUCGAGGACGCCAGGAAAUUAAUAGAUCAGAUGCUGAACAAAGGUUUGGUUCCCAGUGUCGUGACAUACAAUGCCUUAAUUGAUGGAUACUGUAAAGUGGGAAGGACAGCUGAUGCAUUUGAAAUUUUGGGUCUUAUGGAAUCAAAUAAUUGUAGUCCAAAUGCUCGCACAUACAAUGAAUUGAUUAGUGGAUUUUGCAAAGAAAAAAAGGUGCACAGGGCAAUGUCACUGCUUAAUAAAAUGUUUGAGCACAACCUAUCACCAACCCUUGUUACUUAUAAUUCGCUAAUCCAUGGUCAGUGUAGAGCUGGUCAUUUGGAUAGUGCUUAUAGACUGCUUAAUUUGAUAAAGGAAAAUGGUCUUGUUCCUGAUCAGUGGACUUACAGUAUUUUUAUAGACACUCUAUGCAAAAGAGGGAGAGUGGAAGAAGCUUAUGAACUCUUCAUGUCCUUCAAGGAAAAAGAUAUUAAGGCAAAUGAAGUGAUAUACACUACUUUAAUUGAUGGAUAUUGCAAAGUUGGGAAGGUUGAUGAAGCCCAUUCUUUGUUCAAAAGAAUGAUUGCUGAGGAAUGUCUGCCAAACGCAAUAACUUACAAUGUCUUGAUAGACAACUUGUGUUCAGACAAAAAAGUGCAAGAAGCUCUAUUGCUUGUGGAUGAAAUGAUAAAGAUGAGUUUGAAGCCUACAGUUGAAACAUAUACAAAUCUCAUCGUGGAAAUCUUGAAAGAGGGUGACAUUAAUCGUGCUGAUAGGACUCUUAACCAAAUGAAAUCCUCAGGAUGUCAGCCUGAUGUAUUUACAUAUACUACAUUUGUGCAUGCAUACUGCAGUCAAGGAAGAUUGGAAGAAGCAGAGAAUGUGAUGGUUAAGAUGAAGGAAGAAGGAAUCCUUCCUGACGCAUUGACAUACACAUUUUUAAUUGAUGGAUAUGGGCGCAUGCAAUUGAUUGAUUGCUCCUUUAGUGUUCUGAAGCGAAUGUUUGAUGCUGGUUGUGAACCUUCUCAUUAUACAUAUGCAUUUCUGUUUAAGCAUUUGGUGAAGGAAAUGCAAUUGAAAAAAGAUGGCUGCUCUGUUGAAGAUUCGUUUACUCCAGGUUUCAUUCCAAUCGAUUUAGCUAAUGUCUGGAAGAUUAUUGAUUUUGAUGUAACAUCUCUACUGUUUAAGAAGAUGGUUGAACAAGGCUGCAAACCUAAUGUUCAUACCUACAGCAAGCUUAUUACCGGACUUUGCAGGGUGGAUCGCUUAUAUGUAGCACUAAGGUUGUUGAGUCAAUUACAAGAAGGUGGAAUGUCUCCCAAUGAGCCUAUUUAUAAUGAACUUCUUAGUUGUUGCUGCAAGUUGAAAGUUUAUGUAGAAGCAAUGAGGUUGUUAGAUGCCAUGGUUGAGAAUGGCCAUUUGGCACAUUUGGAAUCCUAUAAGCUGCUUAUUUGUGGGUUAUGUGAUGAAGGAAGAAAAGAUAAGGCUGAAUCAGUAUUUCGUACUUUGCUAUGUUGUCAUUAUAAUUAUGAUGAAGUGGCUUGGAAAGUUCUUAUCGAUGGCUUACGUAAGAGUGGCUACAAUGAUGAAUGCUCAAUGUUUUUGAGCCUUAUGGAGGAGAAGGGUUGUCAAUUUCAUCCUCAGACAUAUGGAAUGUUGAUCGAGGGACUUGAUGUGACAUAAGAUGAUGGUUGUUGGUAUUCUUUUCCACGCACAUGAUGAAGAGAUUUUCCAAACUCUUUGUUUAUGAGCUAACUAAGUACAUAAUGGAUAUCAAAUUCUUCUUACUUUUUAGAAUGAGAAUAUGAUCAACACUAAAAACCCGUGUUAUUCAUGAACGGAAUAGCUAUUUCUUGAAAUGCAGAUUUAGUUAUUUUGCCAGCUAUUUGUAUCUGUGGCGCUACGGAGUCGGAAAGCAUUUUGAAGAUCAGGAUGAGCAACAAGGCGUAAAGUGGAGUAAAGGUUCAGUCAGAGCAUGUGGGCUUAUUUCUCAAGUGCAAGCUGCUAGAGUAGAUCAUAAGUAGCUGAAUCUGCUGGGCUCUGGCAAAAGGUUAGUACCAUGCUAAUGAGAUGCACAAAUUGCUUUGGGCUAGUGCUGGUAUAGCUUGUGCACAUGUCUACAAAAAAUAUGGUUACACCACAAAGCUGGAACAGAAGGUGAAGAAUAAGUCAAGAAGUCAUUUGUGAAACACAUACCAAAACCUCCACAUGGAUUCUUUAAUUUUUUAAGGUAGUUUAUGUGAUAGACACUCAACUACCAGAAGAGAGCCAAAUACAUUUACAUAUUCUACCCAGAGGCAUGCCAUUCGGUCACAGGUUUUGUAGUUUCUUUAGGAUGUCUUAUAAUAAGGGAAUCUUGGAAAACAAAAGAUUUCCUCAUUUAAGUCCUGUACAGGAGCUGUAAUAAAAUUGAUUCUGUAAAUCUCAUCUGUUAAUUUUAGAAGUGAUAAUCAU
Gastrolobium bilobum is the source of this 3704-nucleotide messenger RNA. Its product is annotated as pentatricopeptide repeat-containing protein At5g65560-like. The transcript has 3 exons. Lineage: Eukaryota; Viridiplantae; Streptophyta; Magnoliopsida; Fabales; Fabaceae. The record is from RefSeq and is a predicted model, not a curated record. Gene Ontology annotation, molecular function: protein binding. Bases 171 to 2933 code for a protein of 920 amino acids.